AUUGUCCUUGUCUGAUAGGCUUCCAUCUAAAGCCGGAAUAGUUCAGGAGCCAUGGGCCGCCGGCUCAUCCGUGGUCUGUCUGGAGCCACUGUUUUGCUUGUCAGCAUGGCUCUGCUUUCUGUAAGGCACCAUGGGGCUCAAGAAACAGCCCGGUACCUUGGACUCGGAGAAAGGACAUCAGAGAAUUCAGAGCAACGGGCCAAAGUGAGCCCACAGGAUGUCACGGGAGGUGGUGGCAGGAGGCAGGACUUGCAAGCCUAUCCUCAGGGUGAAUAUGGGACUGGGGGAAGCCCAAAGCUUGAGGACAUUUUCAUAGCUGUGAAGACAACCAGGAGAUUUCACCGGAACAGGAUGGAGCUGCUCCUGGACACAUGGAUAUCCCGGGCAAGUGAACAAACAUAUGUCUUCACUGAUGAAGAAGAUGAAGCCCUGAAAAGGAGAAUGGGUGACCAUGUGGUGUUCACCAACUGCUCUGCUGAGCAUAGCCACCUUGCCCUCUCCUGCAAGAUGGCUGCAGAGUUUGAUGCAUUUCUGGCCAGCAGCCAGAGCUGGUUUUGCCACUUGGAUGAUGACAACUAUUUGAACACUCAGGCCCUUCUGAAACUCUUGUCUACCUACUCUGCAACGUGGGAUGUCUACCUAGGGAAACCCAGCCUGAACCGACCCAUUCAUGCCUCUGAAACGCUGCCUAACAACAAGACGAAAUCUGUGCGUUUCUGGUUUGCCACAGGAGGGGCUGGGUUCUGCAUCAGUCGCAAGUUGGCGAGCAAGAUGGUGCCUUGGGCCAGUGGCAGGAACUUCCUGAGCACCUCAGAACUCAUUCGCUUGCCAGAUGACUGCACCAUGGGUUACAUCAUUGAGUGCAAAGUCGGUGGGCAGCUGUUGUCCAAUUCACUUUUCCAUUCUCACCUGGAAAACUUGCAACUCAUCCCCUCGACUCAACUCACACAGCAGGUCACCCUCAGCUAUGGUGUCUUUGAGAACAAGCUCAAUGUUAUUGAACUCAGUGGCCCCUUCUCACCCCAGGAGGAUCCCUCAAGGUUUCGAUCACUUCACUGCCACCUCUAUCCGGACACCUCCUGGUGCUUGCAACCUCUUCACUGGUGAUGCCUCAGUCUCAGCA
This is a messenger RNA of Tinamus guttatus (white-throated tinamou), 1123 nucleotides long. RefSeq names its product MFNG O-fucosylpeptide 3-beta-N-acetylglucosaminyltransferase (gene MFNG). NCBI's taxonomy places the organism in Eukaryota, Metazoa, Chordata, Aves, Tinamiformes, Tinamidae. Gene Ontology annotation, cellular component: membrane. Gene Ontology annotation, molecular function: glycosyltransferase activity. The record is from RefSeq and is a predicted model, not a curated record.